GAGAGACAGAGAGGGUACGAGAGGGACAGGACAGGACAGGACAGGACAGGCAGGGGACAGACGUGGGGAUGAGGAAUUUAGGAAGUGUAACAGCAAUAUAGCCUGAGCAACGCUCAUUUGUGACCGACUUUGGUCGAAAGGGGAUCUCUGCCUGAUGACUGAGGGCAUGGUCCCUCCUAUCUGGGCUCUGUGCGUUUGGAGUCGGUCCGAACAAACUGUUCACGCGAAUCAACAGCACAGACAACGCGGGAAGAAUAAGUAGCGCAGGGAUACAAACUCGGCCCACAAGGCCGGCAUGAUCCAGUUCGGCCACAGCAAACCAACGCGUGUCUGCGCUCAGUGGAAAGCACGGAACGUGCACAUUCAAGCACCCGAACUCUAGAUGCUUUGAAAAGACGCACGUAUGCAGUAAAUCACCGUGGACAGCAAAAUGGUCCACAAUGGCAGCACGUGUAGAAAGCGAUUGCCGACUCUGGCAGUUCCACGAUGUACAGACCGCGGUCGGUACAGAUUUGUUUCCUUAUGAAACGCAGUAGAGUUAAAGCGGCCAGUGCUUCUCAAAUCACGGUGUCGGAGUCUAUUACUUUUGUUCCCCCGGCCUCUCAAUUGUCACGUUUAGCAGGGACACACACAGUCUAGCGACAUCAGUGCGUUCUGUCAUGGCGACGCCGUCGCUGCCAUCCCCCACCUGUCCACUAGUCGCCCUGCUCAGUUUUCCCGCCUCCGCCAAUCACCUGACCAUCGGCGCGGCCGGGGUUGUUCGACAGCAACGGAACAAUCCGGCCACGAAGGGGGACUCGGGAGACGCCUUUGAUGGCCCAAGGCUGCGGUCUCCCCGCUGACCAGGGCCCCCGGGGCCUAUGCGGACAAUGUGUUUUUGGCCUCGCAAGCCUGCCCGGCUGUUUUUUGGGGGGGGCUGGUCUGUGCGGAGCCUGGUCCUCCGCGUCCCUUCUUCGCCUCCCCGCGGGCGUACCCGGCAAGGAUGCCGGGAUGGGAGGCUUCUGCUGUCUUCUGCAACGCGACGAGGAGGAUGGUCUUUGCCCUACAUGUGAUUGUCAUGUCUUCGGCGUUUUUCAACCCCAGUUUUGCCUUCAGCUCUCACUUUGACACAGAUGGGGCACCGCUGAGCGAGCUGUCAUGGCCUUCGUCCCUGGCGGUGGUAGCCGUCUCCUUCUCUGGCCUCUUCACCUUCGUCUUCCUCAUGCUGGCCUGCCUCUGCUGCAAGAAGGGCGACAUCGGCUUCAAGGAGUUUGAAAACACUGAGGGAGAGGAGUACCAGGCAGAUCUCUCCGCCCUGGCCUCGCCUUCCUCCCAGAAUGGCCCCGAGGUCUACAUCCUUCCCCUCACUGAGGUCUCCCUGCCUGUCUCCAAGCAGCCUGGCAGAUCCAUCCAGCUGCUGAAAUCAUCAGAACUUGGCCGCCAUAGUCUGCUCUAUCUAAAAGAGAUUGGACAUGGCUGGUUUGGCAAGGUUCUGCUGGGCGAGGUCAAUGCGGGCCUCAACACUACCCAGGUGGUGGUGAAGGAGCUGAAGGCCAGUGCCAGUGUGCAGGAUCAGAUGCAGUUCUUGGAGGAGGCACAGCCAUACCGAACCCUCCAGCACCCUGCCCUCCUGCAGUGUCUGGCACAGUGCUCGGAGGUUACUCCUUAUCUGCUGGUCAUGGAGUUUUGCCCUCUGGGUGAUCUGAAGAGUUACCUCCGCAGUUGUCGUGUGGCUGAUUCUGAGACUCCUGACCCUUUGAUCCUCCAGCGAAUGGCGUGUGACAUUGCCUCAGGGCUUCUGCACCUCCACAAAAACAACUUCAUACACAGUGACUUGGCCUUGCGAAACUGCCUGCUAACUUUAGAAAUGUCAGUUAAGAUCGGGGACUAUGGCCUUUCUCACAGCCGAUACAAGGAUGACUAUUAUGUAACACAAGACCAGAUUUGGGUGCCCCUGCGCUGGAUUUCACCUGAGCUCGUAGACGAGGUCCAUGGAAACCUGCUGGUUGUUGACCAAACAAAAAGCAGCAACAUAUGGUCAUUGGGGGUGACUGUGUGGGAGCUGUUUGAGCUGGGAAACCAGCCGUACAGACACUACUCCGACAGACAGGUGCUGACGUAUGCUGUGAAGGAACAGCAGCUCAAACUACCCAAACCCCAUCUCCAAUUCCCCCUGGCUGAGCGCUGGUACGAGGUGAUGCAGUUCUGCUGGCUACAGCCAGAGCUGAGACCCAGUAGUGAGGAAGUACAUUUUCUGGUCACAUAUCUGUGUGCCAAAGGCUCCAGUGAGGCUGAGGAGGACUUUGAACAACGCUGGAAUGCCUUGAGACCCAACCUGCUUGGUAGUUCCUCUCACACAGCUACGUCAACAGCCCUCGUCCUGACCCCUACACCUGGACCAGCUGAUGCCUCUGGUGCGGACCAAACUCAGGCAGUGGAGCUGGCCUCCUCUGCAUCAUCCUCCUUCCCCCUCCUGGAACACUUCUCUGACAGCUUCCACUCUGACACAGGAGACGACCUACUGACUGUCACAGAGACCAGCCAUGGUCUCAACUUUGAGUACAAGUGGGAACAAGCCCGAGCUGAGCAGCCGUACUGCUCCUCCUCCACCAGUGGGCCACUGGGCCAGGGGAACCCCCAUUACCAGGAUAUUUACUAUUCGAGCAAAGGAAGCACCUCAGGGGGCUGCAAGACUGACAGCCUGACCUCAGGCGUAUCCCCUUCCUAUUAUGAACCCGAACACCCCGGUGUGGUCCCAGUGUUGAGUGCCCACAGCCCCUCCGUCAGCAGCGAGUACUACAUUCGCAUAGAGGAACCAGUAGAGUGUAACAUUAAUCUGGAUGACAGUGUUGUGGACUACAGCCCGGGACUGGAGGCCAGUAACAGCAGGUUGUCCUCUGAGAGUCGGACUUGUUCAUCCAUGGCACAGCCUAGUGCUUACUGGUCAACUGCUGACUACACCAAAUCUACUGCCUACGACUCUGAUUCAAGCCCUACUGUUCAACUAACCAUGGAGCCACUGCUGAGACAGGCAUCCAGCACCAGCCCUGUAAAGUUAAGCCACUCUCACAACUGCUUGUCAUCCAAUCAGGACGGCACUAUAUACUGUGAACAGUCUUCAGCUUACAAGACAUGCCACCAGUCCUGUCUGUCUGAACUGGAUACAUCGCCAAAGUCCCGAUCGAACCUUGUCCAUCCAGUGGGGCGGUUAGAAAACACACGCAGUUUGUCACAAGCAGUGAGCAGCCCCAGCUUAGGCUUCUGUGAUCCCUACCUUGAGGCGAGCACAGGUCAUAACACAGUUAAUGAAAGCUGCCAUAAUAUGAUGGGUCCCCUCAGAAAGACACUACCCAUUGUUAACCACAUUAGUAUUGAUGUUGGAACAGAUGACGGCCUGCUGGUGGGCCAGCAGAGAGGUGAAGACAUUGAGGAUGACCUUUUCUCGGAGGGAGAUGCCACUAACUGGACCUCAAACCAUUCCGCGAACAACAAUAGCCUGAGCUUUGAUAGCAGACAGACAGGCAGUGGGCAUGAAAGCUAUCUGGACCUUCAAUAUACUGCUCAUUCUAACACAACAGAAUUAUGGUCAUUAACCAAGGCCACCACCAGAACCUUCCACAGCUCCACGUCUUCUGGCACUUUGGAGGCAGGCGGAGGAGACACAGGUUGUAACGCUGAUAGCGUGCCCACUGAAUUGAGUUCAUACAUUCAAUUAUGUCACAAAGAAAGAGAGGAAGCUGCCACUCAAGUGGAAAGGGAGUUAACUGCAGAAAAUCUGAGAAAUAAUGAUUCUCAUACGUGCUCAAGUAUGAAUUCCAGAGGUACAGAAGGUGGAAAAGUGGAAGGAAAAUAUGAAAAGCAAUUGUUGCUUAAUGGAGAGAGACUGUACUCUGAGCCUAAGAUGAUACCUGAGACAAUCUAUAUAAAGUCGCCAUCCUCUUUCAAGGAUCCUCAGACUGGUCAAACAGGAGCCUUGUCAGACAAGCAGAGAGGUAACAUGUGGGAGGGGGUUUCAGCAGGAAAAGCUGUUGGUCUGGGAGACAAGCAGCUCAAUUAUCCAGAUACAUCAGAAAGUAGCAGAGCACUGGAUAGUAAAGUGGGGAUAAGAGAAUCAAGCAUUAGCCUGAUUGAGCUUGGCGACUACAGUGAGGAUGAUGAUGAUGACAUUACAGAUAUUACAUCAGGUAUCUUUGCCGACUUCAAUCUAGAUUAUGCUGAGGUAGAAGAGGAAGAGCUAAGCCCAUUGAAGAAUCCAGAGGAAACUCGUGACUCUGUAAACACCCUUAACCUGUCCUCAUCGAUUGCAAGCCCCUGUGAUCAGGCCUUCAGCCCUGAUCCCUUUAAUACCCCCAUCUUGCCCAAAUCCCUGGACAGCGGCUACGACACAGAGAACAACGAAUCUCCAGAAUUUAUCUUCAAAGAGCUUGGAGAUCCCCGGGGUGGUGAGAGGAGCCCUAGGCUAGGUGGAGAACCUGAACUUGUUCUGCAGGUGGGUUUAGGCCAGGGUGUCUGCACUUCCACCAGCACCUCAGAGCUACAGUUAAAGGGCUUGACGGAUAAGAACCCGUACAGGGACUCGGCCUAUUUCUCAGACUAUGAUGCUGAAAAUGAGAGGAGCCCUCAAGAAGAAGCCAGUAAGUUCUUUGCAGGUCCAACUAACCACGACUUUCAUACUGAGAAACUGACCUCUAUUAGAGAUGAUGAUCCUAUCAAAAGGCAAUUCAAUAACAAGGAUCAUUUAGCAAAUCUGAGACACAUCAAAAGUUGUGUUGUGGUGAAUCUCUCAGAGGCUGACUCUAGUUCACCCCAUCCCCUUCCCACUCCUGGGUUGUCCAUGCUGUCACCGUUUCCUCCGCAAAUGGGCGGAUGUCUGACCAAAGAGUCCGCUCCUGCAGAUGAUGAUCUCGGACUGGAGACAGAGCACUCAGGAGAGGAGCCCUCCUCAGAGCUCAGCUCCUCCAUUGUGUCUGAACCCUCUUCCACUGUCCAGGAGGCCUCAGGUAACCAUGAGGACGGGAACAGGAGAGAAGAAGAUUGCUCCCCCGUCCAGUCUUUGAAUUCUGACUCCACUGUAAAUGACCUCAGAGAUGAGGCCCCCAAUGAAAAUGAAAAUGGUGAUGGAUCCACAGAGGAGGAGGAGUUGCCCGAAUUCAAUCAUGUCAAGGACGAGACGGAGGACAGAAGGGAGGGUGUGAGAAUAAAUGAAGAAGAUUUUGAGGACAUAGAUGCAGAGGAAUGUGAUUCACAGGACAGUUUAUGUGAAGAAUCCAACGGCCCUGUUGACCUGUCCACUUCCUCAUCAUUGUUGGAGCUGUGUGGAGAAAAUGUAAGAGCGCCACUAGAGGAGGCGGAGGAUGAAGAUGACUCUGAUGACAGUGAGUCUGAUGAAGAGUUAAGGACCUACAACAUCCAAGAUGAAGACAGCGAGGAGAGUGAGGAGGAUUUCACCACAGUGCCAGUGGUGGUAAGCGACUGCAGCAGGGCUAGACACCUCCGCAGCCUCCUGAAGAUGCCCACCCUCCUCACCCAGUCCUUCUGUGAUGAGUUGGAGAGGAAGAAAAAAGCUGUGUCCUUUUUUGAUGAUGUAACAGUGUUCCUUUUUGACCAGGAGAGUCCCACGGGAGAGCUGGCUGACUACACCUUCUCCACAGGAACAGAGUCCAGUGGGCAGGACUCUUCAGAGGCGAAAACCUCUGACCAUCAGCUGCAACUUGACCCUGAACUUGAAGCUCAAGCCUUGGAAGCAUGCUGUGUUUCUGAAGAGACAGAUGGGAACAACUCAGAAGAGGGUGGGGGUUAUAAAUGGGAAGAUGACCUUUCAUUUGAGCCCCGCCCAUCUUCACCUGACACCAUACCUGAGCCCAAGUCCUCACCCACAUCCACCUCCAAUAGUCCCGAAUCUCCUAAACCUGCAGCUGUAGCACUUAACCGUUUUAUGGUCUCACGAUUCUCUAUCACGCAAAUCUCUGACCCACACAUGGGCUCAGCAACAGGGAACAGUGAAGAGAGUCCAAAAGACUGAGUGUCCCGUGGCCCUGACUGGAGGAGGACGAGUCCUGGUCCUUCUCGACACAGAAAAGCAGCAUUAUUAUAUCUAGAUGUUUUACAGAGUUUUAUUUUUAUCGACGUUUGGGGCAUCUGACCGUGGUGACCCUUUAUGAGACAGUGCCUCAUAUUGUAGUGAAACACCCUUGAUGAUUUGCACACUUUCUUUAUUUUAAUUCUGUGAUGAAACUGAGAUAGCUGCUGGUAUGGCAACCAGGAAAAAGGAUAUAAAAUCUAAUCAUAUUGUUUUCAGAAAAACAAAACACCAGUAUAUUAGUUUUAACAUACAGUAUAUGACAAUAUCUUGUGCUCAAUGUAGCAUCCGUUUCUGCUGGUCACCUUACAGGUCGUUUAAUUUGUGAAUUUAAAGGAAAUUAAUAAAAAUAAGCGAGAAAAAAGUACGACAUGACAAGCUUCAUAGCUGCUCUUCUCAUUGGCUGCCUUGGUCCAUCUGCUUACCAUUGAUCUGGCAUUUUUAAGGACUGUUACAACUCUAAUAGUUGGAGCCAGAAAACAAUGCUUGAUGAUUGUUGCAUAAGAUGCUGCGGUGGAUUUCUAAACACAAAAUCUGACUCUUUUAAACCGUUGUGGGUGGUGGUGAUGGUGUUUCAAGAUGGAGGUGCUGAAACUUAAUUUUUUCCGUAAUCCAAGACAUAUCCAAAUCAUACCGAUGGUGGAUUCAGUGUGUUAUGUUACCGGAAACAUAUUACAGGACAUCAAGGUGUUGUCGCUGCCUGAUUAUUACCACCGCUCACUCUGGUUGAUAAUGAUAUACAGUAUAUGUCUACAUUUACCAUAUCUGUCUGAAGCACUUCAUGUAAGCCAAACUGGGUCUUAAUGAUGGCUCUGUUGCUCAGCAUCUCCUUACCCUGGAAUGAAAUAUCUAAACAUGUGAGAUUCCCUAUUUGUGUCAACAGUGCCAGCUACAGGUUCACUAUAUUUUGUGGCAUAUUAGCUUUGUUUAAAUCACAUUUCAUCAGCAAUAGAAUGACACCAAAGGGAUCGAGGGGUGUUUCCUCACAAUUCAGCGGUGUCAUGUCAACAUGCCAGUCAUAAAUGUUGAAUGUCAGUUAUCAUCUUAAUGCAUUUUGUUCUACAUCUAUGUAUUGUCCAUACUCUCAUACAUAAUGUAUUCUAUUACAGUUGUGCUGAAUGCCUGGGUCUGAGGUGUACAAAAAAGACAUUCAAAAUAGGACAUAUCUCACAUAUUGUAUGAAUGUUAUAUCAACAUGUAGCAGUUAGCUUGACUUGAAUUACUACUGCUGUAUUGACAAGUCCCUCCCCCUCUCUAUCUUCCUGUAGCUCAAAGUGCCAAUUCUGUUUCCUCGCACCUUGCCUUUUAAGUUCCGCAAGAAGAGAAAACAUUGCUAGUAUUUUUGUACAAGCAUUUGAAAAGAUGCAAUCCAGGUUGAUAGUCUCUCAAAUUUGCCAAAGAGAUAUUACAAAGCCCAUUGGUUAUAAAGUGGCAGGUACCUUUUGGAGAAGGUGAGGUGGGUUGUUCUAUGCACCGGUAGUAACAUCAUUGCUGUUUCCAUUUCUCCCUCACACAUGGCUAUUGUACUAUCCCAAACAAAUAAAUCCAAAUACUUUUUUCCCUUCUUGUGUCUGUGAUAUAUUUAUCUGUAUUGAUGUCACAGAAGUGCAGGUUUCAGUAAAAAAAAAAAAAAAAA
Xiphias gladius (swordfish) is the source of this 7694-nucleotide messenger RNA. It is a transcript of the gene lmtka, whose product is annotated as apoptosis-associated tyrosine kinase a. Gene Ontology annotation, biological process: peptidyl-tyrosine autophosphorylation; brain development. Lineage: Eukaryota; Metazoa; Chordata; Actinopteri; Istiophoriformes; Xiphiidae. The transcript has 15 exons. Gene Ontology annotation, molecular function: protein tyrosine kinase activity; ATP binding. The record is from RefSeq and is a predicted model, not a curated record. Bases 983 to 6001 code for a protein of 1672 amino acids.